AUGGAGGGGCUAACGGAGCAGCUCGAGCAGCUGCGUGUCAGUGCAGACGACGUGACUGACCCAGACUGGGUAGAUUCGCUUGCGAACGAGCAACGUCCGCUGAAGCGUCAACGUAAGACCAAAGAUGACAUCAAGAAAGAGCUGGAAACCGAAUUCCUCACACCUUCGCGAUCAUUCAACAGCCAAUGGUUGAAUCGUUUGCAACAACGGUGGGAUGCGCCAACCAAUUACCGUGGCCUUUUCGAGAUCGCGCCCACCCAAACCCGCACCAUCAUACGGUUCACUCGCGAAGGACUUGAAGGUCGUGUUACAGGCUACAAAGAAGUUACUGUACCUGCGAACUCGGCUACUGCGAAGAACUCUACGUCACUCUUGAGGAAACCUGCGAACAGGGCAGAGUUUGUACGUGGCGCGGCUGGCUUUUUCCCAUUUGCACCGGGUGGGCUAGACGGCGUGGAAGCAAUCGCGGCCAUCGAAGAUGAAGCUAUCUCUCGCCAGGAAGCUGUUAACGGAAAGCAAUCGAGGGGCCUGGAUCGUAUCAUCAACUUCAGUGCUGAAGGAGGGCUUUUGGAGAUCCCUCCAGGCUUCACGCGUGGACUGGACUUGCAAAAGAAGCCAUCUUCGGAUACCAAGACCGCUAAGGAAGUCGAAGAUACACUUGGUGAGGAACCUAUGCAGUCACCAGCUGAUGCAGCAGAUACCGAGGAACUCGAGGAUGGUCUGAAAGAGCCCAAUGGCGUGCCCAUGCCUGACGAUGGGGCACAAACACCCAGCGAAGAAGAAAUUGAUGCUCUGCUCCCUGUUGAGUUCCCAGCAUUAGCUCCACAUGGCCCCCUAGGAAUGGCUUCCUCAAAGAAAGGUGGCAAAGAAUGGGCUCAUAUGGUGGAUGUGAACCGCGAAAUUACAAAUUUCCACGAGCUGGUGCCUGAUAUGGCUCGUGAAUAUCCCUUUGAGCUCGAUACAUUCCAAAAAGAGGCGGUCUAUCAUUUAGAGCACGGUGACUCGGUCUUUGUCGCGGCUCAUACUUCUGCUGGAAAGACAGUGGUGGCUGAGUAUGCAAUAGCUUUGGCUGCAAAACAUAUGACCAAAGCUAUAUAUACAUCACCGAUCAAAGCUCUCAGUAACCAAAAGUUCCGCGACUUCCGACUCACUUUCGAUGAUGUCGGCAUCUUGACUGGAGACGUGCAAAUCCGCCCAGAGGCCAGCUGCCUGAUUAUGACGACUGAGAUUCUGCGAAGCAUGCUGUACCGAGGUGCUGAUCUUAUAAGAGAUGUUGAGUUUGUCAUUUUCGACGAAGUUCACUAUGUAAACGACCUGGAGCGAGGUGUUGUAUGGGAAGAGGUCAUCAUCAUGCUACCGGAACACGUCACCCUUAUUCUGCUUUCCGCUACGGUUCCCAAUACACACGAAUUCGCGUCUUGGGUAGGAAGAACGAAGAAGAAAAACAUAUACGUCAUUUCCACGCCUAAGCGCCCUAUUCCGCUCGAGCACUAUUUAUGGGCCGGCAAGGGUAUGCACAAAAUUGUAACCGCAGACAAGAAAUUCGUAGAAAGUGGCUGGAAGGAUGCAAACGACAUCCUCUCUGGCAGAGACAAAGUAAGACCACCACCCGCGAACGAAAACCAAGGCGGACGAGGAGGUGGAGGUAGAGGCGACCGAGGUAGAGGUGGCCAAAACCAACGAGGUGGUCGAGGCGGCCAACAAGGGCAGCGAGGCGGCGGUCGAGGUGGCGGACCACCAGCUCAGCGAGGUCGUGGCAACAUCGCACGCACGGGAAGAGGUGGUGGCAGGACAACAGCCGCACAAGACCGGAAUAUCUGGGUCCACCUGAUCCAGCACUUGCGCACCAAGGAUCUCCUUCCAGCCUGUAUCUUCGUGUUCUCGAAGAAGCGGUGCGAGGAAAAUGCCGAUGCUCUGUCAAAUCUGGACUACUGCACCGCUACUGAAAAGAGCGCUAUCCAUAUGAUAGUAGAAAAGUCGCUGGCUCGGCUCAGUCCAGAGGAUCGAGUGCUACCUCAAAUUACUCGCCUCAGAGAAUUACUGAGUCGAGGAAUCGCAGUACACCACGGAGGUAUGCUACCGAUCGUCAAGGAAAUGGUCGAGAUCUUGUUUGCCAGGACACUCGUCAAAGUGCUCUUCGCCACCGAAACAUUUGCUAUGGGUCUUAACUUGCCCACAAGGACAGUCGUAUUUUCUGGGUUCCGCAAACAUGAUGGUCGACAAUUCCGUGAUCUUCUACCAGGAGAAUAUACGCAAAUGGCGGGGCGUGCUGGUAGAAGAGGUCUUGACACCGUGGGUACCGUCAUAAUAUGCGCCCCGGGAGCAGACGAAGCACCGCCUGUUGCACGCCUCAGACAGAUGAUGUUGGGCGAGCCUACCAAAUUGAGGUCCCAAUUCCGGCUCACCUACAACAUGAUGCUCAAUCUUCUUCGCGUGGAGGCGCUCAAGAUCGAAGAGAUGAUCAAGCGAAGUUUCAGCGAAAAUGCUACCCAGGCCCUGUUACCGGAACAUGAGAAGAAGGUCAAGAUUUCUGAGGCCGAUCUUGAAAAGCUAAAGCGCGAACCUUGCAAGGUAUGUGAUAUUGACCUUGAAGCCUGCCACCAAGCUUGCAUGGACUACCAACGCUUGACAAACGAGCUUCAUCUCUCUUUGCUCAACUAUCCCGCUGGAAGAGCGGUGUACGUACAGAAUCGUCUCAUCGUUUUUAAGAAGAACGAUAUUCGAACUGUUGGCAUGCUUCUUCGUGCUGACGACUUACUUCCGUAUCUGGCGCCGUUGGCGAAGUUCUUUCGACCUUUACCGAAGAACAAGAAGGACCUCAUAAUGAAGCGUGCGCUUAUCCCGCUGAGCGACAUGGAAUGCUUUACAGCUACGGUCAUCGAUAUUCCAGAAGGCGUAGACAACCUCUUCAGGAAAAAGGAUGCUCUCAAACUUGCACAAGACCAGUUCAUCCCUCUAUGCCAGUCUUGGGACUACCAGGAUUGGGACGAGUUCGAUUACGAUAAGAUCAAAAAGCUUGAAUUUCGAGAAAUCGACAUGGCUCGGAGGAAGGCAGGGAGAGAAGCAACAAGCAAAAAGUGCCUCGAGUGCCCAGAUUUCCUGAAGCAUUAUUCCAUGGCACACGAGUGGCUUAUCAAGGAAAACAUCGUCCAGCUGCGACAGCUCAUGUCCGAUCAGAACUUACAACUCCUGCCUGACUACGAGCAGCGAAUUUCCGUGCUUAAAGAUCUAGGCUUCAUCGACGAAGACUCCCGAGUAGAACUUAAGGGCAAAGUAGCCUGCGAGAUCCACUCCGCCGACGAACUCGUCCUCACGGAGCUCAUCCUCGAGAACGUCCUUGCAGAAUACGAGCCCGAAGAAAUUGUCGCGCUCCUCUCCGCCUUCGUCUUCCAAGAGAAAACCGACGUGGAACCCACACUAACUGCUAGCCUAGAACGUGGCGUCGCCAAAAUCGUCGAGAUAUCCGAGAAGGUAAAUCAUCUGCAGACGCUGCACCAGGUGAUAUUGUCUGCCGACGACAGCAACGACUUCGUCAGCAAGCCGCGCUUCGGUAUGGUCGAGGUCGUGUACGAGUGGGCGCGCGGCAUGUCGUUCAACCGCAUUACGGAUCUGACGGAUGUCAUGGAGGGCACAAUUGUGCGUGUCAUCACGCGGCUGGACGAAACGUGUCGGGAAGUCAAAAACGCGGCGAGGAUUAUCGGGGAUCCCACACUGUUCCAGAAGAUGGGGACGUGUCAGGAGCUGAUCAAACGGGACAUCUGUAACUGCGCGAGCUUGUACCUGUAG
Molecule: messenger RNA, 3786 nt
Organism: Didymosphaeria variabile
Lineage: Eukaryota; Fungi; Ascomycota; Dothideomycetes; Pleosporales; Didymosphaeriaceae
Gene: SKI2
Product: Antiviral helicase ski2
Exons: 5
Coding region: 1-3786 (1261 amino acids)
Biological process (GO): nuclear-transcribed mRNA catabolic process, 3'-5' exonucleolytic nonsense-mediated decay
Cellular component (GO): Ski complex
Molecular function (GO): RNA binding; RNA helicase activity; ATP binding
Source: RefSeq, a predicted model, not a curated record